Molecule: messenger RNA, 1162 nt
Organism: Brassica napus (rape)
Lineage: Eukaryota; Viridiplantae; Streptophyta; Magnoliopsida; Brassicales; Brassicaceae
Product: protein SOB FIVE-LIKE 3-like
Exons: 1
Coding region: 589-987 (132 amino acids)
Biological process (GO): cytokinin biosynthetic process
Source: RefSeq, a predicted model, not a curated record
CUAACAUGUUCUCUAACAUGGCUUGAUUUGAAUCAAACAUCCAAUCUCCUCAAAGAUGCAUGCGUGUUUGGUUUCGUUCCAGAGAAUACUUAGUGUAAAGAUACAUUCCCCUCAUGCCACAAUGUGAACUUAAACCACUUCGCUCUUUCUAACAGAAACCCAUUAAUAAUAUUACUUAGCAUUUGUUUAUUCAACAUGCUCAUAUUAUUAGGAGAAGACUAAGACUACACAUAAAUCAUAACUUGUAAAAAGACAAACCCUUUUUGAUAAAAAACAGCUAUUCUUCUUCGAAUCCUGUCGGAUUAAACUUUAUACGUUAGACAUAAGCUGUCCUUACCACAUUAAACUAAUGAAAAAACAUGGGUCUUCUUCCACGCACAUGCAUUUAUAUAUAUUUAUAUAUAUGGUCCACUACAAGCAAAACACUACGACUAAACAGAACAAACAGUCUCCUCUCUCUCUCUCUCUCUCUCUCUCUCUCUCUCUCUCUCUCUCUCUCUCUCUCUCUCUCUCCUCUUUUCUCUCUUCUCUCUCCUCUCUUCUCUCUCCUCUCUCCUCUCAUUCAAAACUAGGGUUCUUGAGUUGUCCAUGGAGAGAGAAGAAUGUAGCAGCAGCGAAUCCGGUUGGACCACGUAUAUUUCUUCGCCAAUGGAGGAAGACGAGGAAGAGGUAAUUGAUGAGGUCUAUUAUGAUGGGCAUAGCAUCGAAAAAGAUGGAAGAAAAUAUGUCAACGAGUACGAAAGCAACAAAGACAGCGACGAUUCAAUGGCUUCCGAUGCUUCUUCCGGGCCAAGUUAUCACCAAACGAGCAACAGAGGGAGACGGAGAGAAGGUCUCGUUUUAAGAAACGGGAAAAGUGAAAGUAAUAGUAAGAGUAAUAAUGUUUAUGAUUAUAAACAUGAUGAUAAGAAUAGUGGCAAUCAUAAAACUAGGACAAAAGAGAAGAAAAAGGGUGAAAACAAGAGUAGAUCUUCUAAAAAGAAGUAAGUUCUUUUUUUUCUUGAAGCUGUUUGUAUGUAGAAGAUUGGGAUUGGAUUAUUGAUUUCCUUAUUUUGUGUUGAGGUUUUUUGAUACCUCACGCAAAGGGUGUUUGAUUAUUUCUAUUUUUCAGUUGAUAUUUGUAUUCUCUUAUACUUGUCUCUUGAUUAUAUUUCUUUUUUUA